This is a messenger RNA of Babesia microti strain RI, 1425 nucleotides long. RefSeq names its product BMN2 family. NCBI's taxonomy places the organism in Eukaryota, Apicomplexa, Aconoidasida, Piroplasmida, Babesiidae. The record is from RefSeq and is a predicted model, not a curated record. The transcript has a single exon. The coding region runs from base 1 to 1425 and encodes 474 amino acids.
AUGCCAUUAACAACUAUCGCAUUGACUAUUUCAAUCGUAUUAGAUAUACAUGGUUCUCCAUCAAAUGGCCUCUAUGAAUCUAACCUUUUUUACACGGAAGGUUAUGGCAAAUAUUUGACUAGUCCGACUAAGAUAAAGACAAUUGAAUUUGAAGGUUAUAAAUUCGAGUUUGAUGAUGAUACAUUACCUAAAACACCGAUAACAAAAAUCCAUAUAAUAACAUAUGACAAUAAACCGAUUUUAUUUGAAUUUAUGACAAAUAUGUAUCGUCCAUACAGAAGAUUUUACUACUAUACUUUGGAUAGUAAAACUAAUAAAUUAUAUAAUUAUGUCACUGCAGAAACUGGAUAUAAUGUUGAGGAUUCGAGUGGUCUAAAAUACUACACUGAAUUAAGUAAAUCGGGAAUAAAUGAUGUUUUACAAGAUUUGGCAAAAAACAUUGAUGAAAGUAAUAUCGAGCAUUUGAAGACAUCAGAUGUAAUAAAAGGGUUAAAUAUUGCGAUUGAAGUUUAUUCAAACAGAGUUGUUGAACAAAUUAAAUCGAUAAAGGUAGUUACUCCAGUUGAAUUAUUCGAUUAUAAAACUGAAGUUUCAAUUGAGUCUGUAGAUCAUGAAUCGCGUGAUAAUUCAUUGGCCGAAGUAGAGGAGGAUGGAAAAGCUGUACAAGUUGGGACUCAACCUGUGUAUGAGGUAAAUGGUGCUCAUAACCCAUCUGCACAAGUGUUAUCACAGAAUAAUAUUAUUGAGACCUUGGACGAUAAAUCUAAAGUUACUCAUUUGAGAAAUAUUUCGCAUGAGGUUAACAUUGAAUUGGAGCGUCAUGAUAUCUCUAGUCUGAUUAAUCAAACUAGCGUUGACAUAGAUGAUACUAUUACAAAUAAAUACAGUAAUGUAAUUACACCUGAGUUUUUUAAGUGUUAUGAAUAUGAUAGUAAACUUUCAACAAAAUUAUUUAGAUACAAGAUAUAUAAAUCACAAGGAGAUAAAUUAUCACGUCCAAAUAAAAUUGAAAAAAUCAAAUUUUUUGAUUAUAUAAUUGAAUUUGAUGAUAAAGCGAAAUUGCCAAUUGGCGGUACUGUUAUUAAUAUAUACAUCUAUACUUGCAAGCAUCACAAUCCACUAUUAAUUCAAUUUGUGGUUUUUACGGAUGAAUCCUGCUACUAUUACUACUUCUACUUUUUGAAUAGUAAUAUAAAUAAAUGGAAUAAUUACAAAAUAAAAUAUAAUAGAAGAUUAAAGGAAUAUAUUGAUAAGGAUGGCAUUUUUUAUUAUGAAUUCUCAUGUUUUAAAUGGUGUGUCUAUUUUUCUUUCCUUAAUAAAUUUGAGGAUACAGUAUUAGCAAGAAUACAUUGUAAUAAAGGGAAAUGUGUAAAUGUAAAUGUAGAUAACAUUGAGAAUAAGAAUUUGGAAAUUUAUCUAAAAUAA